Molecule: messenger RNA, 1080 nt
Organism: Owenia fusiformis
Lineage: Eukaryota; Metazoa; Annelida; Polychaeta; Sabellida; Oweniidae
Source: the annotation of a GenBank genome assembly
UUUAAAAUGAUUUUCAGAACAAAUGACGAAUAAUUUCUUGUCAAUAAGACACUUAUUUCCAGAUAAAUACACAUCAAAGAUUGAUCAGACAUGGAUUGUAGAGUGCUGUCUAUACAGAGCCAUGUAGUACACGGAUAUGUUGGCAAUAAAAGUGCUACUUUCCCUUUGCAGGUCUUAGGGUUUGAGGUAGACACGAUCAACUCAGUGCAGUUUUCAAAUCAUACAGGGUACAUGUCAUUUAAAGGUCAAGUGCUGAAUGAGGCAGAGCUGGGAGAUCUGUUUGAAGGCCUUAUAUCAAAUAACAUACAUCAAUAUACACAUUUACUCACAGGUUACAUCGGGUCCAAGUCAUUCCUACUGAAGAUCAAAGAUGUGGUAAAACAGUUGAAAGAAGUCAACCCUAGCCUAAUAUAUGUUUGUGAUCCAGUAAUGGGAGACCAUGGAAAAAUGUAUGUCCCUCAGGAACUCCUGCCCAUCUACAGAGAAGAGAUCAUACCACUAGCAGAUAUAGUCACACCUAACCAGUUUGAAGCAGAAAUAUUAACUGGCCAAGAAAUCAGCACAGAAGCUGAGGCGAGAAAUGCCAUGACAUGUCUACACAAUAAAGGUGUCAGCACAGUAGUUAUAAGCAGUUCUGAUUUAGGCGAUGAGAAAGUUCUAAUCGGACUUGGCAGUACUAUAAAAAAUGGCUCUAGUGCAGCUAUACGCAUGGAGAUUCCUAGACUUCCUGCUGAUUUCACUGGAACAGGCGAUCUCUUUGCGUCUCUCCUACUUGCUCAUAUGUAUUUCAACCAGAGCAAUAUUAAGGUUGCAUGUGAAAAAGUCAUUUCUACAAUGCAGUGUGUUCUAUGUAGGACCCUGAAUUACGCCCAAGAGAAAGUUGGACCAGAUAUCAAACCAGGACCAGCAGAUUUAGAACUUAGGUUAAUCCAGAGUAAGAAAGACAUUGAAGACCCGACCAUAACAGUGAAAGCGACACUAUUAUGAUGACAAUCCCAUAUAGAUAAUGAUAAGAAAGACCCUACUAUAACAGUCUAUUAUGAUGACAAUUAAUAUAUAGAUAUAAUAAUACAGUAAAAC